This is a messenger RNA of Penicillium pulvis, 2421 nucleotides long. RefSeq names its product putative ATP-dependent RNA helicase DRS1 (gene drs1). Lineage: Eukaryota; Fungi; Ascomycota; Eurotiomycetes; Eurotiales; Aspergillaceae. The transcript is spliced from 2 exons. The record is from RefSeq and is a predicted model, not a curated record. Bases 1 to 2421 code for a protein of 806 amino acids. Gene Ontology annotation, molecular function: nucleic acid binding; RNA helicase activity; ATP binding.
AUGGCUCCCGCCAAGGACGACGACUUCGUCUUUACGCUGUCCGAUGAGGAGGAUGUCCCCCGUUUCGACGAUGAUGAAGAGGAGGGAGACGAAAUGAACGGCGCGGCCGAUUCGAGCGACAACAAGAAGCGCAAGCGCGAGGCUGAAGCAUCGAAGGGAAAGAACAAGAAGCUGAAGCAGCAGAACAAGGACAAGAAGAAGGGCAAGGGCAAGGCUGCGCCUGUUGAGGAGGACGAGGAAGAGGAGGAAGAAGAGGAGGAAGGUCCCGUUGGUAACGAUGACGGUGCCUUGAACCCCGAUUUCGAGUUCGAUGUUGCCGGCUUGGCGAAUCAAGGCGUCACCGAAGGCUUUGACGGAUGGGGUCUCGAUGAUUCCAAGAAGACUGCUCCGGGUGGAGAUAAGAAGGCCGUUGACAUUGACGAUAUUAUUUCGCGGAGACAGCUCAAGAAGGAUGCUGCUGCUGCGAAGAAGCUGAAGAAGAAUGGCCCUGUCGAGCCUGAAUUUGAGGGCGUGGAAAGCGACAACGAAGAUGCUGGUGUGGAGGUCGAUUUCGAAGACGAUGAAUUGAUGGCCGAAGAUGGCUUUGGUAUGGGUGCCGAUGGUGAGGAGGAGAGCGAAGCCGAGGGCCCUGAACCUGGAUCUGGUGCCGAAGACGACGACGAGGAGGGAAGCGACACUGACGAUGAUGACGACGAUGCUGCAUCCGACAAUGACUCUGUCGCUACACCGGUCAACCACCCCGACGAUGUCUCUGAUCGGGAGGAGGAUUCUGAUGCCGAGAGCGAGGUUGACGACGAGGAGGCAGCGAAGCGCAAAGCGUUCUUCGCUCCCGAAGAGAAGACCGACAAUAAAGCCGGAGACAAAAGCACAUUCCAGGACUUCAACCUUUCUCGACCUAUUCUCCGCGGUCUCGCCUCCGUUGGUUUCACAGACCCGACUCCCAUUCAGCGCAAGGCUAUUCCCGUCGCACUUCUGGGUAAGGAUAUUGUCGGUAGUGCCGUGACUGGUUCCGGAAAGACUGGUGCUUUCAUUGUUCCCAUCCUCGAACGUCUACUCUUCCGUCCUCGCAAAACUCCUACUUCUCGUGUCGUUAUUCUCAUGCCCACUCGUGAGCUGGCGGUGCAAUGUUACAAUGUUGCCGUCAAGCUGGCUACCUUUACCGACGUCACCUUCUGUCAACUUAUCGGUGGUUUCAGUCUCCGCGAACAGGAGAACAUCCUUAAGAAGCGACCCGAUGUCAUUAUCGCUACCCCCGGUCGUUUCAUUGAUCACAUGCGCAACUCCCCCAGCUUUACUGUCGAUACUCUUGAGAUUCUUGUUCUUGAUGAAGCCGAUCGCAUGCUUGAAGAUGGAUUCGCUGACGAAUUGAACGAAAUUUUGACCACCAUUCCCAAGUCUCGUCAGACCAUGCUGUUCUCCGCUACGAUGACCGAAACCAUUGACAAGCUCAUCCGUGUUGGCAUGAACCGUCCCAUGCGAUUAAUGGUGGAUGCUAAGAAGCAGACUGUCGUAACUUUGACCCAGGAAUUCGUCCGGUUACGUCCUGGUCGCGAGGAUAAGCGUCUUGGAUACCUGUUGCAUUUGUGCAAGGAGAUCUACACUGGGCGUGUGAUUGUGUUUUUCCGACAAAAGAAAGAGGCGCAUCGGGUGCGCAUUAUCUUUGCUCUUUUGGGUUUGAAGGCCGCCGAAUUGCACGGUAGUCUGAGCCAAGAACAGCGUAUCAAAAGUGUUGAGAACUUCCGAGACGGCAAAGUCGCUUAUUUGCUCGCGACCGAUGUCGCUUCCCGUGGUCUAGAUAUCAAGGGUGUGGAGACCGUUAUCAACUACGAAGCCCCACAGAGCCACGAAAUCUAUCUGCAUCGUGUCGGUCGUACCGCUCGUGCCGGUCGCACCGGUCGCUCCUGCACAAUCGCCGCUGAACCCGACCGUAAGGUUGUCAAGGCAGCCGUGAAGGCCGGUAAGGCCCAGGGUGCCAAGAUUGUCAGCCGAGUGGUUGAGAUCGCAGUCGCCGACGCGUGGGCCAAAAAGGCGGAGGAUCUUGAGAGCGAGAUCGAGGAAGUCCUUCAAGAGGAGAAGCUCGAGAAGCAAUUGUCGCAAGCCGAGAUGCAAGUGAACAAGGGUGAUAACCUGAUGAAGCACGGAGCGGAAAUCAUGUCCCGACCCAAGCGUACUUGGUUCGAGUCUGAGCAACAAAAACGGACGGCCAAACAGGCUGGCGCCGAGGCCUUGAAUGGUCCCAAUGCUCAAUCUAAGAAGGUCAAGCUCAGUAACAAGGAUAAGAAGCGAUUGGACGACGCGGAGAUGCGCCACGAUGGCAACAUUGGAUGGAAAAAGGGCAAAGCGGAGCGAGAGGCGCCUCCGACCAAGGGCAAGGGUAAGGGCAAGCCUCAGGGUAAGCCCAAGGGCAAGGGAAGGAGAUAA